Messenger RNA from Tribolium madens (black flour beetle), 1631 nucleotides. RefSeq names its product keratocan-like. Gene Ontology annotation, molecular function: protein binding. Bases 354 to 1490 code for a protein of 378 amino acids. The record is from RefSeq and is a predicted model, not a curated record. NCBI's taxonomy places the organism in Eukaryota, Metazoa, Arthropoda, Insecta, Coleoptera, Tenebrionidae. The transcript has 2 exons.
CAUUUUUAUAUUACUUUUAAGUUAUAUUAAUUAUUAUUUUCUGGAGGCAAAUGAUUAAAACAAACGCUUGAUUCACCCUGUAUCUAAAGAUAACUUGACAUAAUCUAAACACACAAAACAAGACCCAUUUACGAAAUUAAGAAAUACUCAGACCAUAUUUCAAUUUUUUAAAUAUUUUUCCAUUUAGUACAUAAUUCACAAUUAAGUGAAUACUAUCAGUACUUCUUCAGCUGAAAGAGGUCAGUUAAAAGAUAUAAGUGGUUAUCAAUACUUUGGAAAUUCCCGAAUAAACACACUAUUUAAAUUAAGAUUGCAAGCUUUUAUUUUAGUGCCAGUUCUAUUGCUGCAUAGAAAUGUUAUCUGCAAAAUCAGUGUCAGUUUUUUUCUUGUUAGUGGUUUUUUCACAUAUGAUAAACGCCGGAUGCCGGCAAUCUUUUAUGACAAUAUGUGACACUUUCGGCGACUUCAAAAACUAUAAAAACACCGAAAAAGUCAAAGAAUUAAUUAUAGGAUCAGAAACCAGGAAUUCUGCAAUGUCUUCAGUUAAUUUAAUGGAGACUUUGAAGUUGGAAAAAUUCCAGUUAUCCACACUAAUAAUAAUUGGUUCAAUCAAUCAACUGGAAAUGACUUACCACUACGAGUGCUUGUACGCAUCUAGUCCCUUGAAAUAUCUUAGUCUUUACGGAAAUGAAAUGAAGAGGAUUGAAAGAUACCACUUUCCACUUAUCCCACUCAAGACAUUCAAUCUUGUCAACAAUAAAAUCGAAAGCAUCCGAGCAGAAGCUUUGACGCAUAACGAUGUUGAAACUCUGGAUUUGUCCGAUAAUUUCUUGCAAACUAUCGAAUAUAGUUCCCUACCAUUAACAAGGACAACGAAAGUUAUAGCAAUUAGAAACAAUAAAUUGACCCACAUUGAACCCAAGAGUUUUCCUUCAAGUCUUCUUUCUCUUCAUUUGGAUAAUAACAAUCUCUGGCAUUUACAAGAUGGUGUUUUGGGUAACUUAGUCAAACUGCAAGAACUUACUUUAAGCCACAACAAAUUCAAGGAAAUCCCGGAUCUAAGUUAUUUGAAGCAAUUGGUCAUUUUUGAUAUGUCUCACAACGAGAUAAAGUUUGUCGAGAAAUGGACAUUCAAGAAUAUGGAAAAUUUACAAAUCGUGGAUUUAAGCAACAACGUUAUAGCAAGUCAUUUUAUUUUGAAAUGGCUGGAUGUUCCCAACAAACAACCGACCUUAACAAUAUCUUUAGCUUUUAAUCGUUUAAGAUAUUUAGAUUUGGAAAAUCUUCCACUUCAAAAUAAGACUUUUAUUCUGUAUGGAAAUCCCUGGAAUUGCAGUAAAUGGAAUGAACUGAAGACGGGAUUAACCGGUCAUGAAGGCAAAUGUGACAUGGGGUUUCUGGCCAAUGAACGUUGCCCCUAUUGCAUUAACUACACUCCGGGGGUUUACAGAUUUCAGGGCAGCAGCUCAGGCCAAGUGAAUUUCUCCUAACCGUGAGGUUUCUUACCUUUGUUCACUUGCGCGAUUGGGUUUUCACGAGAAAGAUACAAUCUACGGGAAUUGUUUAUAAUUCUAUGUAGAUGGCAGUGUGCUGUGGAAUAUGUAUAUUUUAAUACACUCAGUAUUGUUUCA